Molecule: messenger RNA, 5281 nt
Organism: Alexandromys fortis (reed vole)
Lineage: Eukaryota; Metazoa; Chordata; Mammalia; Rodentia; Cricetidae
Gene: Ldb3
Product: LIM domain binding 3
Exons: 14
Coding region: 94-2298 (734 amino acids)
Biological process (GO): muscle structure development; actin cytoskeleton organization; heart development
Cellular component (GO): Z disc; stress fiber; filamentous actin
Molecular function (GO): muscle alpha-actinin binding; actin binding
Source: RefSeq, a predicted model, not a curated record
CCCAGCUAUUCUUAGGAGCCUCCCAGGAGCUCUGCACAGCCUGGCCAGGCAGCAAGGGACACAGCAGAGGAAGCCGCUGCUGUCAACACCAGAAUGUCUUACAGUGUGACUCUGACUGGGCCUGGGCCCUGGGGCUUCCGUCUUCAGGGAGGCAAGGACUUCAACAUGCCCCUCACUAUCUCCCGGAUCACUCCCGGCAGCAAGGCAGCCCAGUCCCAGCUCAGCCAAGGCGACCUUGUGGUGGCCAUUGAUGGCGUCAACACGGACACCAUGACCCACCUGGAGGCCCAGAACAAGAUCAAAUCGGCCAGUUACAACCUGAGCCUCACCCUGCAGAAGUCCAAGCGUCCUAUUGCCAUCUCCACAUCGGCACCUCCUAUCCAGUCCCCGCUGCCAGUGAUUCCUCACCAGAAGGACCCUGCUCUGGACACGAACGGCAGCCUGGCGACUCCCAGCCCCAGCCCUGAGGCGAGGGCCAGCCCAGGCACCCUGGGCACCCUGGAUUUCGGGGACACCUUUAGCUCCUCCUUCUCCCAGACCUCUGUCUGCACCCCACACAUGGAGGCCCCGGAAUCUGUCCUUCCUCAGGGCAGCCCAAUGGCCAAAGCCAGCCCAGAGGGUGUACAGGGCUCAGUCAGCCCCAAAGUUCUGCCAAGCUCUAGCCAACCGAGGCAAUAUAACAACCCCAUUGGCCUGUACUCAGCAGAGACACUGAGGGAGAUGGCUCAGAUGUAUCAGAUGGGCCUCCGAGGGAAGGCCUCAGGUGCUGGACUCCUUGGAGGGAGCCUCCCCGUGAAAGACUUGGCCGUGGAUAGUGCCUCUCCUGUGUACCAGGCUGUGAUCAAAAACCAAAGCAAGCCGGAAGAGGAGGCUGAUGAGUGGGCCCGCCGGUCCUCCAACCUGCAGUCUCGCUCCUUCCGCAUCCUGGCCCAGAUGACAGGGACAGAAUACAUGCAAGACCCUGACGAGGAAGCUCUGCGAAGAUCAAGCACCCCUAUUGAGCAUGCUCCAGUGUGCACCAGCCAGGCCACUACCCCGCUGCUGCCUGCUUCUGCCCAGCCGCCCGCUGCUGCCUCUCCCAUUGCGGCCUCGCCAACCCUGGCCACAACUGCUGCUGCCCAUGCUGCCACUGCCUCUGCUGCAGGUCCUGCCUCGAGCCCUGUGGAGAGUCCCAGGCCACAGGCCUCUGCGUACAACCCUGCAACAGCCACUUCUCCAGCACCCUCUGCCCACACCAGCUACAGUGAGGGUCCAGCUGCCCCUGCACCCAAGCCCCGGGUUGUAACCACUGCCAGCAUUCGGCCUUCUGUCUACCAGCCAGUGCCUGCAUCUACCUAUAGCCCAUCCCCAGGAGCCAAUUACAGUUCAGCUCCCUAUACCCCCUCACCUGCUCCCGCUUAUACCCCCUCACCUGCUCCCACCUAUACCCCCUCACCUGCUCCCACCUAUACCCCCUCACCUGCUCCCACCUAUUCCCCUUCCCCUGCACCAGCUUAUACCCCUUCCCCUGCCCCAAACUAUAGCCCUGCUCCCUCAGCAGCCUACAGCGGGGGCCCUGCAGAGUCUGCCAGCCGCCCACCCUGGGUGACUGACGACAGCUUCUCUCAGAAGUUUGCUCCUGGAAAGAGCACCACUUCGGUCAGCAAGCAGACCUUGCCCCGGGGGGCUCCAGGCUACAACCCAACAGGUCCACAGGUGACCCCUCUUGCCAGGGGCCUGUUCCAGAGAGCUGAACGCUUCCCAGCGAGCAGCCGGACUCCCCUCUGUGGGCACUGCAACAAUGUAAUCAGGGGCCCUUUUCUGGUAGCCAUGGGCCGCUCCUGGCACCCAGAAGAGUUCAACUGUGCCUACUGCAAGAACUCCCUAGCAGAUGUGUGCUUCGUGGAGGAGCAGAACAACGUUUACUGUGAACGGUGCUACGAGCAGUUUUUUGCCCCUCUGUGUGCCAAGUGCAACACCAAGAUCAUGGGGGAAGUGAUGCGCGCUCUGAGGCAGACAUGGCACACUACCUGCUUCGUCUGUGCAGCCUGCAAGAAACCUUUUGGAAACAGCCUCUUCCACAUGGAGGAUGGAGAGCCAUACUGUGAGAAAGACUACAUCAAUCUGUUCAGCACCAAGUGCCACGGAUGUGACUUUCCUGUGGAAGCUGGCGACAAGUUUAUCGAAGCCCUGGGGCACACCUGGCAUGACACCUGCUUCAUCUGUGCGGUCUGCCAUGUGAAUCUGGAGGGGCAGCCAUUCUACUCCAAGAAAGACAAACCACUGUGCAAGAAGCAUGCGCAUGCUGUCAAUGUGUAGGGGCCCAGAGUGGCUGCUGCGGGCCGGGCCCUGGCUGCUCCUGCUGCCGACAAUGAAGGAGUCAAAGAUCUUUCUUCUGGGGGGAAAGGGGAAUGAGAGGAAUGAUUGAGCCUUUUGAAGUCUAAUUUUAGUCUUUUCUGGUACACACAGAUUGUGUAUUUGCGUAGUUCAGACCAGAAGCCAAAAGAAGAUUCUAAAACCAGGUAGUAACUAAUCCUCAGCUGGAACCACACUUCAGCCUUUUGGGAAAGGAUUCCAAGGAAUCAAAACUCAAAAACAAAAAGAGCAAUGUUCAAAAAUGAUACAGCUCCCCAGCCAUCGCUGUCAUCAGUGCAGGGACAGAGCUCAGGGCAGUUACGGAGAAUCCAAAACACGCCGUGGAGUUCUGCAGUGCUCCUUGGCAAACAGAAGGAUGUGCCAAACAGUAUUUGCUGUGGGGUUAUUUUUAGAGCCGGCACUGAGCGCUCCUUAGCUGAGACCCAUUGGGCCUUCCUCACCAAAAAAGGAAGAGUCGUUCCUUCAGCACCACAGAGCUCCCUCUGCGCAUCAGACUUCAGAUGUCGAACAAACUGAAACAUGGUCUUCCGUACCAUGAAACCUAAAGCCAUGUCAGGCCACCACUGGGAAAAUGAAGAGGUUCCGGAAACGUCUUUGGCUCAUGCCACAGGCAACCGAGAAAAGAUGGACUCUCUUUGCAUCCCCCCCCCCCCCCUUCAGUCUGAAACAUCUAACGUCCCUGGGAAGCUUUGCUCCUUCUGAAUUGUCAUGGGGAAGUGAACGUGGGUUUUCUAGUUUUGCUUUACACAGUGUGUCAGAAGAGGUUUGCAAAGGACUCUGGGUAGGGUUUAGCCUCUGUUUGGCUUGAAGAGGGUCCUGAGCAUGAAUGUCCCAUGCAUGUAUUUCACCCCCACCCAUGACUGCUCAUGUUGUGAGUGGGGGUAAAAUACAUCUUCCACAGCCCUAUCCUCAAACAGCUUAGCGGAAAGAAAAGAGAGAUGGCGCCAAACACAGGGUGGAAGAGCAUGCUCUCAUGCCCAGCUGUGCUCCGGAAGAGUAGCUUGCUUUCUGCCAACCUCAUCAUGGGCUGUGGGAUACCCGCCUUCAGGGCUGCACCGUGCUCUUCACUCGUUCCUUUAAAUGCAGCACACCAAUUGCAUAAUCGUGCUGACUGCUGCAAGGAGGGGAAAAGAUACACUUGCCAUUUGGGCCAGUAUUUUGGAAAUAGCAUUGAACUAGACCUGGCCUUCAGAGUCCUUUACACAUACGUAGGGCUAGAUAGAAGUAGAGAAAGUGGCUCCUUUCUGGAUUGGAGAUGGUACCGUCACUUUUCUUCCUAGGAAGUGCUGUUAGGAAGGAGGUUCACUGGAAACGACAUUGACGCAGGCUGUGUGUGUACGUGUGUUUCUCACUGGAGCACAGUGUUCCGGCACUCUACAGGCUCACUGCCCCUCUCUCUUUACUCCUGUUUGGGAUUUUUCUCUUUGCAUGUUUGAAAUGCUUUAUGAGAAUGCAUUCAAACUCUUCUUUCUUUUGAGGACUAAGGCUUUCAGGAGACUGGUCGUCCUACUGAAGGGUGUCAGACAGAGCCUAGAUAGCCCAUGGUUUUUCUAAAUCAGGAAUCACCAGUCCCCUCUGGGCAGCAUGGAGGCCGGUUAGAACUGGGCUCCUACCAAGCGGCCCUUCUUUACUUUUGACUCAAAGCCUCAGGCUGGGUAAAUUCGGUUGGGACAGCCUGGAGAUUUGUUCAGAGAUACAGAACAGUACCUUGUGCACAGUCUGAUAUGUUUGGAAAGUACAAAUACACAGGGACAAGGAGCUUGCUGACCAAACAGAAAGGUUCUAAAGCAGCUGAUUUUUUUUUUUUUGAAAAAGUAUCUUAGUAUCUUAGUUUUUUUUGUUUUUUUUUUUUUUUUUUGAGACAGGGUUUCUCUGUAUAACAGUUCUAGCUGUCCUGGAACUAGCUUUUGUAGACCAGGCUGGCCCCAAACUCACAGAGAUCCCCCUGCCUCUGCCUCCAAGUGCUGGGAUUAAAGGUGUGCACUACUACUGCCCGGCUCAAAAAAAGUAUCUAUUAAAUGGUCUGAAACUAGUCUUGAGGAAGGGAAAUAAAAAUUCCCAUUAUGUUUUCCAAAUCUCUUUUUAAAGAUUUUUUUAUACAUGUGCACAGACACUGUUCCUCUAUAAUUUAUCAUUUUCUGUAGUAUCUUUAAGAAGAAAAGUAAAAUACCCCAAAGGAAAGCAUCACUAUCAUUCUAUAUUAAAUAGUUGUUUUAAAAGUAUAUAAUAGUUCAUGUAUAUUUUUGAAGGACUCUUAUUUUUCAAAACCAAAACAUUUUAGGGAUUAGAUGUAAUCAGAAUUUUCCUAGUACUCGGGAUGCUCUAGCUUCGCUUUCCAACACUGCCCAAAAACCAAUUUAAAGGUGGUGGGCAAGGAGCUAGUUUCGAGAAUGGUGCACUGAAUGAGCCUGCACAGUGUUAAGGUUAAGGCUGUGUGGCGUUCAGGUUAACACCAAGGCUUUCCCGUGACAGCAAACGGUUUUUACUGGCUCGCAGGAGGAGUACAGUUUGUCUUGUCUUCUUAUUGUUGGCAUUAAUCUAAUGUACUCACACACGCUCUCCUUUUGCAGUACAAUGACUUGUAUUGGCAGUGUUUGUGUUACCAAUCUAGUCUUUGCAAUGUGAACUUCUCAACCCAAGGACUCUUGCUUUGGGUGUUUUUCCUUUCUUUUUGGUAAGUUUUUUGAGGUGGAAUAUAAUGUGUUAGAGGUGUGCACAAAACUAUUUUGCAUGUUUUUCUUUCUCUUCUUUUUUUCUUUCUUUUUUUGGGGAGGGGGGUCUGUGUAGAUUCUUUUUAGCAAAAUAAAAUUCAGAAAAAGAUACACAAAUACUAAUUUUUAUUCUGUGUAAAGUUCUUUCAUUUGUCAUUUAAAAAACAGUAGCUGACAUCUAAAUGGCCACAAAUAAAAGUCUGAGACAAAAGAGU